This is a messenger RNA of Closterium sp. Naga37s-1, 1872 nucleotides long. NCBI's taxonomy places the organism in Eukaryota, Viridiplantae, Streptophyta, Zygnematophyceae, Desmidiales, Closteriaceae. The record is from the annotation of a GenBank genome assembly.
AUGACUGUAGACUUGGCCUCGUUGGCAUGCUCAACCCCCCCCGACCCGAGUCGGAUUCGUUUCUCUCCUCUCCUACCGCUCGUUCUGCUGCACUUGCACAGCCCGCUCCGCUCCUUCCGCCCCACCUGGUCUGUUGGCGCUAGUGUACUCACUCAACCUCCUCGUGUAAUAAAUCUCCCUCCCUCCCAAUUCCCCCCAUCGGGGCAUUUCUUCCUUGCACGCCUGGCCCCACCCAGCACAGCACCUCGACUUUCGCACCGCGAUCUCUUGGAACGGCCCCGCCCCGCAUGCACUCAAGCCGCCCGUCCGUCCCUCCGUCGCCCCCAACAACUCGUAUCUGUCCCGCUGGCGCCCUUCGCAACCUCCCCGUUCUCGCCCCACCCCCCCCGCGCGAUCACGGCGCGUCUCCGCGCAACCCCCGCGCAAUCGUGGUCCGCCGCUACCCCUGGUGGCGGAACCACCAGCGCCUCCCCAGCCACUACGUAUAGUGCUGUUAGUAGUGAUAAUAGCCCCCCUCCGAUUAACACUACCGGGUUCUCCGCCGGCUUCUACGGUCAGGCCGCAGCCUCGCGGGUCUCCCGUCGGCAGCGCCUGCCGGCGGACCCGGCGGCGGCGGCGGCUGCGGCAGUGGCGGCGGCGGCGGGGGUAGUGAUGAUGCCGGCGCAGAAGGUGCAGCGGCUGUUCGACGCGUGCAAGGCGGCGUUUGCUGGCGGGCAGGUGCCGUCGCGACAGGCGCUGAUGAGAGUGCGCAGUGCGCUUGCCGACGUGGCACUCGACGUCGCCACGUCAUCCGAUGCCUCCGCUCUCCACCGGCCAACCCCGCACCGUCUCUCUCCUUCCCACGCACCGCCUCGCGCCGCCGGUGCCUACGGUCCCUAUGGCGCAACGGCCGCCGAACCGCGCUGCGCAUCCAGCGGCGAGUUCAGCGGCGGGUCCAGCGGAACGACGUCGAUAACCACGUCGAUUAAUCGGUUCAUGCGCGACGCGACUCCGGACCUGCCUGGGCUUCACCACUGCGACCAGUCGAGCGCGGACUCGAAGAGCGCGGGCGCGCGCGGAAAUGUGGCUUUUGGCGCGGACUCCAGCGGGGGCGGCGCCGCCGCCGCCGCAUGCGCGGGGAGCGAGAGGGAGGCGGCUCUGACGUCGCUUUCCAUGUCAGGGGGAUCUGCUGUCGCAGCAGCAGCAGCGGCGGCGGCAGCGGCGGCUGCGGCGGCGGCGCCGGCUCCCGGUGCUGCUGUUCCUGCUCCUGCGCAACGACGAAUCGCACCCCCGAUUACAUACCUUCACCUUUACGAGUGCCCGGACUUCUCGAUAGGCAUCUUUUGCAUCCCCGCGCUGGCGUGCAUCCCGCUGCACAACCACCCGGGCAUGACGGUGCUGUCCAAGCUGCUCUACGGCCGCAUGCACAUGCGCUCCUUCGACUGGGCCUUCCCCUCCGCGCCUGCCGCUGCUGCUGCUGCUGCCACACAACCGCGCCUGGCGGAGUUAGUGGAAGACCAGGUGAUAGCAGCUCCAUGCCCAGUGGAAAUGCUCUUCCCCACCAGCGGUGGCAACAUGCACGCUUUCACCGCACUCGCCCCCUGCGCCCUCCUAGACGUCCUCUCUCCGCCCUACAGCGUAGAGGCCGGCCGCCACUGCACAUACUUCCGCGAGCUGCCGACCGAGCAGUUCCCGUCGCUGCCGCCCGGGGAGGGGCUGAAGGAGGGGCGGGAGUAUGGGUGGUUGCAAGAGUGCCAGCCUGGCAACAGCUUUUCCGUGCGCAGGGGUCACUACCGCGGUCCCAGGGUGCGUGUGUGGGUGGAGUAUGGGGAAGGGAGGGGCUGGGAAAGUGGGGGGAAAUGGGGAGGGAGGGUAGUUGAUGGGAGUGGAUGA